CCUGAAGACGAAUUCUUUAGAGGAUGGGGGUGGAACAGCUGGUUCGGACACCGGCGUUUCAGGAUUCUGGCGUCUGGUGCGUCUGUGCCGUGUGGAAUGGGGCCUGCUCCACCUCUGCCUGUACAUGUGCCUGCCGCCUUCCUGCUGUUCUCGCGCCAGUACAGCGAGGGGAUACCCUUCAGGAUGUGGGCGAUGCGUACGCCCUAAACGUGUCGGUGGCGGAGCGGUGCAUCUACUGGACUGACCAGCCACAUCCACUGGUCCGUCUCAUCGAGGUCGCCCGCCUGGAUGGCAGCUGUCGGCGCGUCCUCUUGUGGAAAGGUUUGUAGUAGCCGCGUUCCCUGGUCCUCGAGCCGCGUCGCGGGGGUACAUGUACAUGAGCAGACUCCAUACGCCGCGCCACAAUGGACGGAUCCAACCAGCAACCAUGGCCGGGAGUUUAUAUUCGACCAGGAGACGAGACGAACUGGUUGGCUGCUAGGACUACGUGUACUGGAGCGACUGGAGCACCGGGGACAUUGAUCAAGACGGGCCAGAGCCGCAGCCUGGCCAAGGACGUGACCUGCAUCCCCCAGCUACGACGGACUGCCCGAAUGUGCCGCUGCCCAGCUUCUUGGGCGAACUCGCAGAAGCCUCGAAACAUUGCCGUGCAUGCCACGAAGGCGAGGCGUCUGCUCUUCUCGACAGAUGUCGGCAGCCAUCAGGCCAUCAUUCGGGCCCGAGUCGAUGGCAAUGAGCGUAUGGAGCUGGAAGGAGGAGUCACUGUGCUGACCCUGGACCAACAGUUAUACCAUGCGUAUCAAAGUUAUAGACAUCAAUGGGAAGAACAAAAAAACCUUUGCUUCCAUGCAUAUCCUGCAGGUGAACAACAUUACUGCCUAGGGGGGAUUUGUGUACUACUGCUGGACGACAAGACCGGACUGCAGAGGAUCACUGUUAACGGAGAGCGUCGUUCCGUAGAGCUGCAGCGUCUGUCGCAUUUCACGGACAUCUGGGUCGUGUGGACACCGGAUGCAGUCACGCAGUACUCACGACGACUGCUCGUGCCCCAAGCAUCUGAUGCUAAUGGAAGAUAAUUUUAAGUGGCGGGAGUAGUGAAAUGAGCAACGACUGUAUAUCCGCCUCCUGGCGCUGUGACGAAAGGACUGCCCGACGGAUCAGUUAAGCUGACAGUCAGCCGAGGGCAGCGACAAGGCUCUGAUCUGCGAUGGUACCACCUGUGACAACUGUGACAAUGUCCAUGAGGCCGACUGCUGCAAGCAGCCAGGAGAGUUUCAGUGUCCCAUCAACCAGAUUUCUUUCGUGCUACAAGAAAACCUUUGUUUAUGGAAAAUCCAAUAAAAACGAGUAUUUAAAUUAA
Messenger RNA from Drosophila persimilis, 1360 nucleotides. RefSeq lists its product as uncharacterized. The record is from RefSeq and is a predicted model, not a curated record. NCBI's taxonomy places the organism in Eukaryota, Metazoa, Arthropoda, Insecta, Diptera, Drosophilidae. The transcript is spliced from 4 exons. The coding region runs from base 405 to 1076 and encodes 223 amino acids.